Messenger RNA from Tupaia belangeri chinensis (Chinese tree shrew), 6476 nucleotides. RefSeq lists its product as uncharacterized. The coding region runs from base 633 to 5942 and encodes 1769 amino acids. The transcript has 13 exons. Gene Ontology annotation, biological process: regulation of DNA-templated transcription. The record is from RefSeq and is a predicted model, not a curated record. Lineage: Eukaryota; Metazoa; Chordata; Mammalia; Scandentia; Tupaiidae.
UGUAAUUGGUGAAAAGAAUGUGAUAUGAAUUUUGUUUCAAUUGUGUUUAUUCUGAUUUAUCUAUAAUGUUUGUCAUUGCUUUAGUAAUUUUGAUGAACUCGGUUUCUUGUCUCCACUCUCUCUAUCACUUCUUUUUCUCUGCCUGAGACUAGAUGGCGGUGUCAGAUCAUGUCUUUUACCGAUAGGCUCUAUCGCCUAGUGCCUAGUAUUUUAUAAGUGGACCCGCAGCGCAGCUUUCCUUUGGCAGCUGUCUAAUCUGUGCAGCGGCCGCACAGAGGACUCCCCAGCAGUCUCUCACCUUUCGAGAGCCCUGGGCGGAACCGCGCGACUCUGGACUACUGGGGAGAGUUCACGUUGGACCCCCAACCUUCCGCGCGCGACUCGGCCAAUCCUGAGGGGCUAGUCGAGAGCAUGUCGGGAAAGGGAGUUUCCACUCCGGGAGCCGACUGGUCCGACCGCGGGGCUCUACGCAUGCCUGGCGCUGCAGCUGUUUUCGUCGGCAUCCGCCUUCCCUCUUCACUCAUCAGGCCUCGCGUGGGAGGCCGUCUCGAGGCCGCUCAGUCUACACUUCUGGGAGUGGUGGCCCAACUGUCUUUUUGGAGUUGUGUACUACCAUUCAAGAACAGCACAAAAUGAAUGAGAUUAAACAGAAAUUCCAUGGGUCAGUAUCAUUUAAAGAUGUGACUGUGGGCUUUACCCAGGAUGAGUGGCAGCAGCUAGACCCUUGUCAGAGGUCCCUGUAUAGAGAUGUGAUGCUGGAGAACUACAGCCACCUUGUUUCAGUGGGGUUUUGUGUUACCAAACCCGAAGUGAUCUUCAGGCUGGAGCAAGGAGAGGAGCCAUGGAUACUGGAAGAAGAAUUCCCAAGUCAGAACUUUCCAGAAGUUUGGAAAGCUAAUCACGUGAAAAAGAGAAGCCAAGAAAACCAACCUGAACAUUUAUGGGAAAUCAUAUUUAUCAAUGAAAAAACCUUCAUUAAUAAACAAGGUAAUGUAAUAGGGAAACCAUUUAACUUGGACAUAAAUUAUUUUCCUUCCAGAAAAAUAUCCUGUCAGUGUGACUCAUGUGGAGUGAGUUUGAACAAUAUUUCAGGAUAUAUUACCAGGAAGAAAAACUUAGGAAAAAAUCCUGAUGAAUUUCAUGACUGUGAGAAAUUGCUUCUUGAUGUUAAAAAUGAAAAAACUUCUAUCAGAGAGAACAGAGAGUUUUGUAAAAAUAGGGAAGCCCUUAAUCAUCUUGAAGACUGUGUUCAGCAUGAGAAGAUUAAAACAUUAGAGCAAAAUUUUGAAUUUAACACAUGUCGGGAAACCUUCCUUGAAAAGGCAAUAUUCAAUACACACAGGAAUGAGAAUGCAGAAGUGAAUGACUGUGAAUGUAAUAAAUACAAGAAAACUUUCUGUGAUGAUUCAUUCCUCUUCUUCCAUGAGAUACCUCCCACAAAGGAAAAUCCCUGUGAGUUUAGUGAUUAUGAUAAAUCCUCAUUUGUAAAGUCUACCCUUUUGAAAUAUCAUGGAAUGUAUAUGAAAGAUCAUAAUAAGUACAGUGAGUGUAGAAAUAAUUUUAGGAGGAAUUUACCUCUCUCACAACUUCAGAAAACUCAUAAAGGAGAGAAACACUUUGAAUGUAAUGAAUGUGGGAAAGCUUUCUGGGAAAAGUCACACCUCACUCGACAUCAGAGGGUACACACAGGAGAGAAACGCUUUCACUGUAACGAAUGUGGGAAAACUUUCUGGGAAAAGUCAAACCUCACUAAACAUCAGAGAUCACACACAGGAGAGAAACCUUACAAAUGCAAUGAAUGUGGGAAAGCCUUUAGCCACAAGUCGGCCCUAACAUUACACAAGAGAACACAUACAGGGGAGAAACCUUAUCAAUGUAAUGCAUGUGGGAAAACGUUUUACCAGAAGUCAGAUCUCACUAAACAUCAGAGAACACACACAGGGUUGAAACCCUAUGAAUGUUACGAAUGUGGUAAAUCCUUCUGUAUGAACUCACACCUUACAGUACAUCAGAGAACUCACACAGGUGAGAAACCCUUUGAAUGUCCUGAGUGUGGGAAAUCUUUUUGUCAGAAAUCACAUCUAACACAGCAUCAGAGAACUCAUGUAGGAGAUAAACCUUUUGAGUGUAAUGCAUGUGGAAAAACUUUCUACCACAAGUCAGUACUCACCAGACAUCAGAUAAUUCAUACAGGUUUGAAACCUUAUGAAUGUUAUGAAUGUGGGAAAGCCUUCUGCUUGAAGUCAGACCUCACAGUACAUGAGAGAACUCACACAGGGGAGAAACCCUUUUUAUGUCCUCAAUGUGGAAAGUUCUUUAGCCAUAAGUCAACCCUUUCUCAACAUUAUAGAAUACAUACAGGGGAGAAACCUUAUGAAUGCCAUGAAUGUGGAAAAAUCUUUUACAAUAAAUCAUACCUAACUAAACAUAAUAGAACACAUACAGGAGAGAAACCCUAUGAAUGCAGUGAAUGUGGGAAAACCUUUUGCCAGAAGUCACAACUCACUCAGCAUCAGAGAAUUCACAUGGGAGAGAAACCCUAUGACUGUAAUGAAUGUGGGAAAGCUUUUUGUCAUAAGUCUGCUCUAAUUGUACAUCAAAGAACCCAUACAGAAGAAAAGCCCUAUAAAUGUAAUGAGUGUGGAAAAUCUUUCUGUGUGAAGUCAGGACUUAUUUUACACCAGAGAAAACACACAGGGGAGAAACCCUAUGAGUGUAGUGAAUGUGGGAAAUCCUUCAGUCACAAAUCAUCCCUUACAGUACAUCACAGGGCUCACACAGGAGAGAAAUCUUGUCAAUGUAAUGAAUGUGGGAAGAUCUUUUACCGUAAAUCAGACCUUGCUAAGCAUCAGAGAUCACACACAGGAGAGAAGCCCUAUGAAUGUAGCACAUGUGGAAAAACCUUCUCUCAAAAGUCAAACCUCAUUGUACAUCAGAGAACACACACUGAAGAAAAAAAUCGUAUGAAUAAAACAUACUGCCCUUAUUUAAUUGAAAAGUUUUGGGGGGUAAACCCACAGACUACAACAAAUAUGGACCAGUCUUUGUUAAAUGACAGCCUAUUGAAUGUCAGUAUUGUGAGUGCUGCUGCAGAUGAUCAUCAGCUUUCUCAGUUUCCAGAUGAGAUGGACUGUGGAUUUCAUCUUCUGGUGUCUACAGGGGUUCACUGCCUUCCAGCUUGGAGAGUGCAUCUGGUUUGCAGGCUUGAUACCUCUGUGACACCAAGUUGCUGGAGUUCUCCAGGGUCAUGUUCUAGUAUAGGUCCUUCUGAGCAGGGCUCAGGAGCUGCCACUCCUCCUGGUUGGCGGACGCAAGGCCUUACGGGAAAUGCCGUGUGCGCUUUCUGGCGCGGCCGCCGGGUCCAGCCGGGCUUUCUGCGCACGUGCGCACCACGGCCUGUUCCGCUGGGGGGCGCGGUCCAGCCAGGAGAGCGCGCAGCCCGGCACACGGUGCAGCCGCGGCCUCCCACACUCUGCCCUGCAGCCUCCGGGUAUUCCGGGUUUGCAAUUCCAGAAGGGCCGGCCUGUAUUCAGGUGACCGGAAAGCGGCUCUCUGAGGUCAGGAGGGCAGGGUGGGCGGUCCCUGGAGCCGGAAUUGCUGCUGGGACACCCGGCUGUCGGGAGACCCCAGCGGAGAUGCAGAGCUCAGGUGGAAGGAGCGAAGACUCCUGGGCAGGACCAGCGUCGCCUCAGACGCCGCCACAGGCUGUGAUGGAGGAAAUUAUGGUCACGUCUCAGGAGACAUCCCCUGAUACCACCAUUUUACCGUAUGUUUUUAUGAGUUUGAGUAUUUUGAUACCUCAUCUUUCAGUGUCAUUCAAGGAUGUGUCAGUGGGUUUCACUCAGGAGGAGUGGUGGCACCUGGAACCUGCUCAGAGGACCCUGUACAGGAAUGUUAUGCUGGAGAACUAUAGCCACCUCGUCUCAGUGGGGCAUUGCAUGUUUAAACCUGAAGUUAUCCUCAAAUUGGAGCAAGGAGAGGAACCAUGGAUAUUAGAGGAAGAAUUCCCAGGCCAGAGCCACCUAGAACUCAUCAAUACCAGUCAAAACUAUUCAAGACAGAAGUUUGAUGAACUUAACAAAGGUAGAAAAUGGCUCUAUGAUAAUAUGCAUGAAAUAAUUUAUCCUGAAGGGAAAACUUGUGAAUAUAAUAAAAAUGGGAAAGACUUCUGUCUUAAUGAAGACCUUGCUCAGCAUGAGAGAAAUCAACUUCUGAAGCAGCCUUUUAAAUACAGUAAAUAUGAGAAAACUUUCUGUGAAAAUUCACUGGUCCUCAUACAUGAGAGAACUUACAUGGGACUGAAAACCUGUGAAUAUACUGAGUAUGGAAAAACCUUUAGUAAUAUGUCACCUCUCAUUGCCCAUCAGAGAAUACAUCUAGGAGAGAAUCACUAUGAAUUUAAUAAAUGUGGAGAAAGAUUUUUUGAGGAGCCCAUUCUCUCUGAACAUCAGAGUGUUUUCACUUUCAGUCAGAAGUCACAUCUCAUUCCAGUUCAGAAAACCCAUUCAAUUGACAAUGUAAUAGAACAUAAUGAAUGUGGAAACUUAUUCAGUGAAAAAUUAGUUCUUGCUGCACAAAAUGGGAAAACCUUCAACCAGAAGUCAGCAAAUACAAGACAUCAGCGAACACACACAGAAGAAAAAUCUUAUGAAUGUCAAGAAUGUGAGAAAAUCUUCUACAAGACUUCAGACCUUACUAAACAUCAGAGAAUUCACACUGGGGAGAAACCUUAUGGAUGUAAUGAAUGUGGGAAAUCUUUCAGUGAAAAGUCAACCCUUACUCAGCACUGGAGAACACACACAGGGGAGAAACCAUAUGAAUGCUGUCAAUGUGGUAAAGCCUUCUCAUUUAAAUCAGUUCUCACUGUUCAUCAAAAAAUUCAUACAGGAGAGAAGCCCUAUGAAUGCUAUGAAUGUAGGAAAGCCUUUCUCAGAAAAUCAGACCUCAUUAAACAUCAGAGAACUCACACAGGGGAAAAACCUUAUGAAUGUAGUGAAUGUGGAAAGUCCUUCACUGAGAAAUCAACCCUCACUAAACAUCUAAGAACUCACACAGGUGAGAAGCCCUAUGAAUGUAUUGAAUGUGGGAAAUUUUUCUGCUAUUUCUCAGGUUUUACAGAACAUCUAAGAAGACACACAGGGGAGAAACCUUUUGGAUGUAAUGAAUGUGGGAAAACCUUUCGUCAGAAGUCAGCCCUAAUUGUUCAUCAGAGAACUCACAUAAGACAGAAACCCUAUGAAUGUAAUGAAUGUGAAAAGUCAUUUUGUGUGAAAUCAAAACUCAUUGCACAUCAUAGAACACACACAGGAGAGAAACCUUACAGAUGUCAAGAAUGUGGGAAAUCCUUUAGUGAAAAAUCAACCCUAACUCAACAUUGGAGAACACACACAGGAGAGAAACCAUAUGAAUGCCAUCAGUGUGGGAAAGCCUUCUCUAUUAAGUCAGUCCUUACUGUACAUCAGAAAACACACACAGGGGAUAAGCCAUAUGAGUGCUUUGAAUGUAGAAAAGCCUUCCUCAGAAAAUCAGAUCUCAUUAAACAUCAGAGAACUCACACAGGGGAAAAACCUUAUGAAUGUAAUGAAUGUGGGAAGUCCUUCACUGAGAAAUCAACCCUCACUAAACAUGUAAGAAUUCAUACAGGUGAGAAGCCCUAUGAAUGUAUCGAAUGUGGGAAACUUUUCUGCUACUACUCAGGUUUUACAGAACAUCUAAGAAGACACAAAGGGGAGAAACCUUUUGGAUGUAACGAAUGUGGGAAAACUUUCUGUCAGAAAUCAGCCGUGAUAGUUCAUCAGAGAAUUCAUGUAAGACAGAAACCCUAUGAAUGUUAUGUUUGUGGAAAAUCAUUCUCUGUGAAGUUAAAACUCACUGAACAUCAGAGAACACACUUGGAAAGAAAUCCUAUACAUGUAAUAAAUGAGAGAAAUCACUCUAGGUGAAGUAAAAACAUAAUGGAACAGAGAACCCAAAGGGUAAGAAAAAUCUUGUUAAUGAUCUUGAGAACAUCUUUAGUGUAAAGUCAGUUGUCAUACUACAGAAGAGAACAUACAGAUGGGAAGUAAACAAUAUGAAGACAUGGAAUGUAGGAAAACUUUCUACUGAAAUUUGAAUAAUACAUCAGAAAACUCAUAGUGGAGAAAACCUAUUGAUGAAUGAAUAUAGGGAGUCUUGCCCAAAAUCAGACCUCAUUAAACAGAAAAAUGUGUACAGGGCAGAAACUUAAUCAUCACUAGGGAGAGAAGACUUCACCCACAAACUAAAAUGCACAAACCAUAGGAAAUUAAAGGAAAGCACUUGAUAUGAAGCAUUUACUCACUUUAUUGAGCAUGUGCACUAAGAAGUAGCCUCUUCGUGAACAUCAAAUAGUAGAUAACUAUAGAAAAUACUUCUAACUGUAUUCCAUGUGUGGAAACUUUUAAGUUAAAAAUCUAAAUUUAGGGCACCCCAUUUUCUGGGACCACUCCCUCUUGGGA